UCGGAUUGUUGUUCCGGACGGAGCGCAAGGCAUUCGUUGACGCACAAAGAUCGCCUGUGUGACUUCGGUCUCCUGAACAUCACUGCCGUGAAAAUAAUUGGUUUGGCCUCGGUUGAGCUACGGACAUUAUUUUCUACAACUGUAAUGUAACUGCAGUGAACACACAGGAUGGACGGAGAUAUUUCUGGUCCCUCCCUUCCCCUCUCCGCGCUGCGUCUCCUAAUCCCACCCAUCCGGCUGGUUUCCGCAGCCAUCUGGCAGACGGUGGAGCAGAAAAUUGUGUUGGAUUAUGGGCUGCUUGAGGAGUUUGUACACAUGGUCACAGAGAUGGUUCCUCAACUGCUCACCACGAGGCAGCGGGCUGAACUCAUUUUGGGUCUCAGAGCACGGCUGAUCCUGGAGCUGUGUCGCUCUGAGGAGACUGCUGAUCCCCAUAUUAUUCAGCCACAUCUGGACCGAAUGCAGAACCUCAGAUCUCUGUGGAAUGUGGAGACAGAUGCAGAACAAGACGUAUCUGACUCACAGUUCAUGGGCCUUAUCCAAAAUCUGCUGAGAGAUCCUGAGGAAAGAAGAAACUUCUUCCAGGAUGUUUUCCCAGGGGACUUUGGCCCCACCUAUGACAAAGCAAUCCAGACCCUGAUGUGGCUGUUUCUGUCCAGACUUGAAAAGCUUCUUCCGAACCAAACCCUCCAACAGAUUGCAUCUCUGCUCAGCGACGCCUCCUCUGUUCUGAACGAAUGCAUGGAGACUUUCGCUCAACCUCAGGAGCUCAAAGCCUUGCUGGACACUCAGAAAGACGUCGGCCAGUUAGAGGACAUUGAAUCUUACAUUGUCGACAGUGGCAUCUUGUCGGCCCUGUGUCUCCCUCCUGUGGAAAGAGUCGUGAUCAAUGAGCAAACAGAAACGGAUACAGUGAGCGGACUCAUGUAUACGGUGUGCACGGAGAUGGAAGUGGAAUCCGAGAACAAAGAAGUGUACGCGGAGGGAACUGGGAACUCCGGAGAGGGCGCUCAGACCCAGUGGUUUGGUCUGGACAGCGGGGUGAAAGCAGAAAUGGACACGGUGGUGGUCACGGAUCCUGUCGAAGGCACCGAGGCCAGCGAGAGCGAAAUGGCGGACGACCAUAACUACGACCAGUCGGGCACGCUGAUGAUCGGGGAGGACGGCCAGGUGACGGUGCUCGACGGCGCGGAGAAGAAGCCGAACAGACGCGGGAGGAAAAAGAAACGGCCCGAUGACGAAGACUUCAAAGUGCAAGGCGGAGCGAAGGGCAAGCAGGAAGACCCGGAUUACGAGGCCACUUGGGAAAGACCGGUACGAAAAAACCGUGGACUCAAGAUGAAGCGGUACCUGUCGCAGUGGAGGAAAUCGGGAAAGACGCAGGGCAGUAAUGCUGCCAACAGUAGCCCCAAAAAGUCUGCUGGAUCGCGGGGCUCAGCCCAAAGCAACGACUUGGAUGAAAGAACGUGCAAAGUGUGCGGCAAGGUGGUGACCCGGGCCAAGUUCUUGGAGCGCCACAUGAAUCGACACACGGAGGAGCUGCCCUUUUCUUGCCCCUCGUGUAAAAGGUUUUACAAGAGCCUGCGUUGCUUGCAGCAGCACAAAUGUCCGAAUCAGACAAAAGCAAAGCCUGGUAGGAAAGCAAAGGAACAAGAGACUGCAGCAGACGAGGGUGAGCAAUCAUCCAGUGGGAUUCCUGGCGAGGCAAUCGAUGAGGGGCAGCCCAACAUGGACCAGGACCCCGACGGUGAGAACUCCGCAGAGGGGUCUUCCAAAGAAAUGGAAGAAAAGAGCCCCGACGGCAACAAAAGCAUGCUAGAAGGUCCGUUCUACUGUCCCCACUGCAGCGUUGAGUUCAAGUGCAAACAGACUUUCAGGUUCCACAUGAGAAACAUCUGCUACAACGAGCAGCAGGUGGACCCGGAGCAGCCGGAGGACGUGAAGCACUGUUUCAGGUGCGACGAAUGCGACAAGGCGUUCAAGUACAAAUCAACGCUGGAGUCCCACAAGCAAACGCACAACCCGCUCUACUGCGAGGUGUGCAUGAAGCUGGUGCGCGACCCCGAGGCGUUGGCCAUGCACAAAGAAUCGCACACGCCGUUUCAGUGUAACCGGUGUGAGGAGAACUUCCCGGUGUUCAAGGCCCUUCACAAGCACUACAUCGACGUCCACAAUCCCACCGAGCCUUUCACCUGCAGCCACUGUCUGACGACCUUCGCCAGUUUAAAACGUUUCAUCCGACACGAGUGGAAGCACACGGGCUACCAACCGUUUCAGUGCCCUCACUGCAGCAAGAGGUUCCGCUCGUACUCGGACCUCGUCGAGCACCAGAAAAAACACACCAAAGCGUAUCCGUUCCUCUGCUGGGAAUGCGGCAAGAAAUUCCGGCACGGCGUAACGCUGACGCGGCACGUGGAGCGCGUGCACCACACCGGGGAGCCCGUGUCGGAGAAACCCGUGCCGACCUUCACCUGCGCCCAGUGCGGGAAGACCUUUACGUCCAGACGGUGCCUCCUGAAACACGACAACUUCCACCACAAGGGGCUACGUUUCCCGUGCGAGUUCUGCGGGAAGGGGUUCUUCGGCAAGGACGCUCUGGUGAGGCACACUUUGAUCCACACGGGCGAGAGGCCGUUCAAGUGCGACGACUGCGACAAGUCCUUCAGAUCCGCUGCGGAAUUAAAGAUACACAGGAGGUACCACACGGGGGAGCGGCCUUUCAAGUGCAACAUCUGUGAAAAAGGUUUCGUCCAGUCCUGCUUUCUGACCUUGCACAUGCGCACCCACACAGGAGAGAGACCGUAUGUUUGUACCAUCUGCAGCAAGGGAUUCUCCAGCUUGCAUGGUUUAAAACGACACAGGAGACUUGUUCAUGCGUAGUUAAUGUUACUAUUUCGCAUAGGGAUGUCCUGUUUGACGGACCGGUCAGAGGUCGGCAUCAGAUGUAGGCCAGAUUUUGAGGAACUGUUUAGGAUUUGACCUUGCUCACGGACACUUCAGCCGAGUGGAUGUUGACAAAGAAAAGAAGGUGUUCCCAUUGAAGGACGUUUUCCUUAAAAUGUCAGCCACGUUGCUGUCACAGCGUGUAUUGUUGGGAACUGUGUAAUUGUAUAGUGCAUUAUAAAAAAAAUGUAACUUUGUAUUUUUUACAGAAAUGUUUGCUGUAGUUCUACAUAAGAUUUGUAUGUAUAAACGAUAUAAUCUUUGAUUCCUUUGGGAAUUGACUUCUUUUCUUGAAUAAAUUGAACAUUUGAUUCCA
Anoplopoma fimbria (sablefish) is the source of this 3259-nucleotide messenger RNA. Its product is annotated as zinc finger protein 135-like. Gene Ontology annotation, biological process: regulation of transcription by RNA polymerase II. The coding region runs from base 169 to 2880 and encodes 903 amino acids. The transcript has 7 exons. Gene Ontology annotation, molecular function: RNA polymerase II cis-regulatory region sequence-specific DNA binding; DNA-binding transcription factor activity. NCBI's taxonomy places the organism in Eukaryota, Metazoa, Chordata, Actinopteri, Perciformes, Anoplopomatidae. The record is from RefSeq and is a predicted model, not a curated record.